AACAAAUACAUGAAACGUGAUACCGAGGGGACUCUUAAAUUGAUUUAAUUCAUUCAGGCGACUUCAUACAAUUGUCUCUCUUUUUCCUUACGCGCAACGGUGGUGGCGGCGAUACUCAGCGGCAGGCCGAUCGUAUCCAACCACCACGAGACAUCACCACCUACACACCACAACCAUGGCGCCGCAAGAAUGGGAUCCUCUACUGCCAAAUGCUAGUCGCCAGACGGGUCGCAACUAUACUGGUAUACUAACAAAGACGAUUGUCUAUGGCAUUACUCUAGUUUUGUUCUUGAUCGCCUACGCAUUCACUAUUUCCUCGAUACUUUUGCCCAGUUGGGUCAGUUAUAAUAGCGAGAAGCCUCCACUACAUUACUCCUACGGUCUCCACCGUCGGUGCUCCUCCCUAACCGAUAUCUGCGAACCAUUUCCACAAUACGAAGACUGCCAUGGUGAAAAUCGCUAUUUCUGCUCCAUGUGGCGCAGUGUCGGGUUUCUCAUGACCUUUGCUGUUGUCCUGAUGUCGCUCGCAAUAGUCGCAUAUAUCAUUAUUCUUUCUGGAGGGAAAAGGUUGCGCGAGACCGGCUGGGGGGUCCUGAGUACAAUUAUUAUACUGUCUGUUGCGGUGCAGGUGGCUAGUAUGGCUUUGAUUGCUUAUCUCUUCGAUAACGAUGAACGAUUCUUUGUCGGUUGGCAACUGGAUAAAUCAUUUGCUUUCUGCACUGUCAGCUGGUGCAUCUCGCUUUUCUGUGCUGCUGCUGUCGUCGUCGCGGCACGUACAUUACCCCCUGAGGGGGGCUAUGAGCUCAUUCCAGGGUAUGGAAAUGAUACUGAGGAGGUGCAAUAAUCGAGUAUCACGGAUACAUCAUAUCGGAUUGUCGGCAAAAUUCUCACUCGUUGCUGUCGUUGAUUCCUCCUUGAUCAUUCCCUGUCCACCCGUUACAUCCUUCUAUUCCCCGAAAAACGAUAUAGAUAUCGAUAUGAAAGGAUCCUAUAUUUUCCAGCCUUGUUAAGCUUGUAUUUCAGCACGUUACAGCUACUUCGUUGCAUUUUCGUUCCGGUUCGAUUCUGGCGUCCACAUUGUUUUCCAUGUUUUACUACGGCUUCGUCGUGUUUUGUUCGAGUCGUGUCCUUGUCUCUUUAUAUUUCAAGUACAUAAUUAAAUAAUACAGUAGAAACUGGCUAUAACGAACAGGAGGCCUCCCUGAGCUCAAGUCAAUAUAUCCAGAAGUGAGUUUGAUUUAAGGAUGAAGGGCACCU
Messenger RNA from Talaromyces stipitatus ATCC 10500, 1257 nucleotides. RefSeq lists its product as uncharacterized. The transcript has 4 exons. Bases 176 to 844 code for a protein of 222 amino acids. The record is from RefSeq and is a predicted model, not a curated record. NCBI's taxonomy places the organism in Eukaryota, Fungi, Ascomycota, Eurotiomycetes, Eurotiales, Trichocomaceae.